Messenger RNA from Medicago truncatula (barrel medic), 1715 nucleotides. Its product is annotated as pentatricopeptide repeat-containing protein At4g38150. Bases 175 to 1467 code for a protein of 430 amino acids. Gene Ontology annotation, molecular function: protein binding. The transcript is spliced from 2 exons. Lineage: Eukaryota; Viridiplantae; Streptophyta; Magnoliopsida; Fabales; Fabaceae. The record is from RefSeq and is a predicted model, not a curated record.
AAAACCUAAAACAACAAAACUCAAAGUUCCUUCAAAUGAAACCCGUUGCCCUUGAAUCAGAGGCAACUUGUAGUCCCACUGAAUAGUGAACUCAACAACUGUCCUAAAAAAGCUAAACAUCGGCGAAUAACGCAAACGGCCUUCGUCGCCGCCCACCAGAAACGGUUCAUCCACAUGACACCAUUGUUAGUUCGUAGGGUUAAUAAAAUUGAAGGGUUAGCCUCCCUUUUAAAUUCUAAACAAAUUUUGUCUCCAUGGCUUAUUGCUAUUCGCCAUUUUAGCUUUAAUGAUAACCGUGGUGGCCGUAAAGCUUCUGCCGGAGAAUCUGACGAUGAAUUUUUUCGUCAACGGAGUUUUAAUGAUAAUGGUGGCAAUAGAAAUGAGGAAGGUUUUGGUGUUCAACAACUUUCGGAGGAAUUGAAUCAAACUAGGGUUUUGAGAGGUCAAAAGCCAAGUAAUCGACCUCCUUUGCAUUCCCAAGAAUACGAUCGAGGUGGCCGUCGUCCGAAAUUUGAUGGAAACCGUGGCAAUAGAUCAUCGCAAAUUGAUCAUGGAUUUCAAGGAAGAAAUGUUGAUGAAACUGGUAGAGAUGGUGGUCGUAGAGGCAAUAAAUCUUUGCAAAUUGAUCUUGGAUUUCAGGGUAGAAAUUUUGAUGAAACUGAUAGAGAUGGUGGUCGUCGUGGCAAUAAAUCUUCGCAAAUUGAUCUUGGACUUCAGGGUAGAAAUGUUGCUGAAACUGUUAGAGAUGGUGGUCAGUCAGGAGAUAGUUUUCUCGAUAAGUAUAAGCUUGGUUUUGAUGAUGAAGUAGGGAGUAAAUCAGAUGUUGAAGCAAGCAGCCAAUUGGAAGAAGCAAGGGCGGUGAAUUCGUCAAAUUCAAAUGAACCAGCGCAACAGUCUAUGCCUCAAGAUGCUGAUGAGAUUUUCAAGAAGAUGAAGGAAACUGGUCUUAUACCUAAUGCAGUGGCUAUGCUUGAUGGUUUAUGUAAAGAUGGUAAUGUUCAAGAAGCUCUGAAGCUUUUCGGUUUGAUGCGGGAAAAGGGAACGAUUCCGGAGAUUGUCAUUUACACUGCUGUAGUGGAGGGAUACACAAAGGCACACAAGGCAGAUGAUGCUAUAAGGAUUUUCAGGAAAAUGCAGAGUAAUGGCAUUUUGCCGAAUGCUUUUAGUUACACUGUUCUUAUACAAGGACUCUAUAAAUGUAGCAGAUUACAGGAUGCUGUUGAAUUUUGUGUAGAGAUGUUAGAAGCAGGCCAUUCUCUAAACGUGACGACUUUCGUUGGCUUGGUAGAUGGUUUUUGCAAAGAAAAUGGAAUUGAAGAAGCAAAAGGUGUUAUCAAGACAUUAACAGGAAAGGGUUUUGCUUUUGACGAGAAAGCUGUUAGGGUGUUUUUGGACAAGAAAGCACCAUUUUCAGCCUCCAUUUGGGAGGCCAUCUUUGGGAAGAAAGCUCCACAGAUGCCAUUUUAAAUAUAUUAGCAGACUAUGUAAGUUUUUUUAUCUUUGUGAUUCUUGUACUCUUUUGCCAGACUAUUUUUAUGCCAUUGUGUAAUGUAUAAUUACUUUAGGUGCACCUAUUUAAAUUUUUUAAAGAAGGUUCAACUAGUUUGCCUGUUUUUUAAAUAGGCAAAUGAUAUUAGUUGUAUGUUAGUAUUGUCUCCUUCAUAAGAGUUUGAACCCCGGUUCUUUAAUUCAUUCAAUUCAUUUAACUCCUCUGA